This is a messenger RNA of Vigna radiata var. radiata (mung bean), 555 nucleotides long. Its product is annotated as jasmonate O-methyltransferase-like. Gene Ontology annotation, molecular function: S-adenosylmethionine-dependent methyltransferase activity. The record is from RefSeq and is a predicted model, not a curated record. The transcript has 2 exons. Gene Ontology annotation, biological process: methylation. The coding region runs from base 7 to 285 and encodes 92 amino acids. NCBI's taxonomy places the organism in Eukaryota, Viridiplantae, Streptophyta, Magnoliopsida, Fabales, Fabaceae.
UUCCACAUGAACAAAGGCGCAGGUGAAACUAGCUAUGCCAUGAACUCUUCCGUUCAGAACACAAUUAUCUCUUGUGCAGAGGCAUGGAGAAAGAAAGCCAUUGUGCAGAUUUUGUGCACGAGUUGGCCUGAGAAGAUGGGCAUUGCUGAUAUGGGUUGUUCCUCCGGCCCUAAUGCCUUGAGGGUGAUUUCUGAGAUCGUGGAUGGCGUCUACGCGACCACGCGUCUGUUGGAGUGGCCGCCGCCGGAGUUGGUGGUGCAUUUGAACGACCUCUUCGCCAAUUAAUCAAAUCCCUAAUUCCAAUUUAAAAAAAAAAACCUAAUUUGAAACAACAACCAAGAACGCGAUCCCCACCACCCACGAGAACGACCACUGAGAUGCCAAAACAAACCCUCCCUCUUUGCACCACGAAUCGGACCGACCAACGUCCUUGUGCAGUCGCCGCGACCUUGCUGCACCAUCGAUUUGUUAUCGUCCGCUGCACCUCCACAAGGUCUCUGUCUCUGCUCGAAAACGCAAAAUAUUAUUGCUCCCAACGUUGAGUCUGUUCGCGUU